CAUCGUUGGAAUGAAGAAUAAAAAAGAUCUAGAGCGGGCCCGCAUUAGAUUAGCGGAAAUACUGAAUGUCCACAAGGCAGACUAUCGGAAUGGACAGAUUCAGGAGUUGUUGCAGAAAUACUGUCAAGGACACCAAGGCCAACAAAAGAUUAUAAACUUGUUUCAAUUAAUUGUGCUGCUUAUUUUUCUGUAUCUCAUUGGGAAAUACUAUUAUGAGGAACUUCAGGGAAAGAAUUGUGCUCUUUCUUUGCCACGCACCUUGCGUUAUGCCCUUCGACCGCCCGAGAGUUGUUACUUUUGUGAAAAUAUUAAACAUGUGCCACGCCUUCAAAACAUCAGUCCCCAGGAGUUUGAGCAAAAAUUUGCUUACAGUGCUGCCCCUGUUAUUGUCAGUGAUGCCACACAAAAUUGGACAGCAGUUUCGCUCUUCAACUAUUGGUACUUCCGUGAUGUCUAUGCCAAGGCCAAGCAAAAGCAACACAUUAGGGAGUGCCAGUUUCUGCCGUAUAAAACAGGAUUCCUUGACAUAUAUGAAGCACUAGAUAUGCCCGAGGAUCGGGUGAACCUGAGGCCUAGGGAACAGCCUUGGUAUUUUGGCUGGAGCAAUUGUCAUGCCGAAACGGCCGAGGAAUUUCGGCGGCACUACGGAAGACCCUACUUUCUGCCAGAAAGUUCCGAGAAUAAUGCAGUCGAUUGGUUCUUCAUAGGUACUUCCGGUCUGGGCACCCAAAUGCAUAUUGACAACGUGAGACUGCCGUCGUGGCAGGCACAGUUGGCGGGCAGCAAACGAUGGCUACUGGUUCCACCUCCGGAGUGCUACCUGCAGUGCAAGAGCUUCGAUGUGGUUGUCCAGCAGGGCGAUAUAAUUGUGCUCGACACGAACAAAUGGUACCACCAGACCUUUGUGGAGCCGGGAGCCAUUAGUCUGACCAUUGGUGCGGAGUACGACUAAGUUGGACCGGCUGCCAGUGGGUUUUCCUCGUGACAGGAAACGGCGGCUGCCCCAACAUCUCCAUCUGCAGACGGACGGACAAACCAAACACAGACAAAUAUGGCCAACUGUUACCACUGUUACAGUAACAAACUUAACUUUAACAUUGCAUUUUGCUAGCCAUAUUACUCGCUUUUCGCCAGCCGGUUUGUUAAUUAAAUGCCAAAAACACGCAAA
Molecule: messenger RNA, 1168 nt
Organism: Drosophila serrata
Lineage: Eukaryota; Metazoa; Arthropoda; Insecta; Diptera; Drosophilidae
Product: bifunctional arginine demethylase and lysyl-hydroxylase psr-1
Molecular function (GO): 2-oxoglutarate-dependent dioxygenase activity
Source: RefSeq, a predicted model, not a curated record